Molecule: messenger RNA, 616 nt
Organism: Anoplopoma fimbria (sablefish)
Lineage: Eukaryota; Metazoa; Chordata; Actinopteri; Perciformes; Anoplopomatidae
Product: cytochrome c oxidase subunit 6B1
Exons: 4
Coding region: 128-388 (86 amino acids)
Cellular component (GO): mitochondrion; respiratory chain complex IV
Source: RefSeq, a predicted model, not a curated record
UUCCAAUAAGCCGAUAUCCCAGCAUCCUUUGCGCGUCGUCGACAGAGGGUACGUUUCCGGAGCGCACCGAGGACACAUCAAGAAACGUCCCAAGCAUCCUAUAGACUUGUGACUGAAGCUCAAGAAGAUGUCUGACACCAUCGAGGAGAAGAUCAAGAACUACAGGACGGCUCCCUUUGACGCCCGGUUCCCAAACACCAACCAGACCCGCAACUGUUUUCAGAACUACCUGGACUUCCACAGGUGCAAUAAGGCCCUGUCAGCCAAAGACCAGGAUGUGGCUCCCUGUGAUUGGUACCAGAGGGUCUACAAGAGCCUCUGUCCUAUGAGCUGGGUUGCCAGAUGGGACGAGCAGAUAGAGAAUGGAAGUUUCCCAGGGAAGAUCUGAAAUCGGAAGCCGUUAUUGAUCAGGACAGUCCACUGCAGGACAUUCUGUUACGUACAGCUCAGUAGUGAGCCUACAUCUUUGUCAGUGAUGCAACUGUUAUUAACUUUAAACACGCACAACUUUCCAUGUUAUGGUCUGAAGUUUCCCCCGUCUCAAUUGUAAACUACUCUUCAGCUGUGUUUAAUCAAUAAAUACAGUGCACAUUUAAUUAAAGGAUGUUGUUAAUUA